AUGGAAGAAGAUGAUAUUAAUGAUUCCAUUUGGUUCAAUGAUGAAUGGCAAUCUGAGGACUUAACUUCUCCUGAUAUUAGUGAUGAGGACAGUGAGAAUGAAGAAGGGUAUGGGCAUUUUUCUACGUUUACUAUGCCCAAAAAAAUGAUUGAUUUCAAUUGGGAAAUGGGAACAUAUUUCGUGGAUAAACAAGACAUCCUUGAUGCCAUCAAAAGUUAUGCAGUACACAAUGAGAAAAAUUUGAAACUUGUUAAAAAUGAUAAAAAAAGAAUUAGGGUUAAAUGUUUGGGAUCAAAAGGAGAAUGCCCGUGGAGGACAUAUUUUGGUUUCAUGGAUGCAGUAAAGUCAUGGCAACUAAGGACUGUGGUUGACAAGCAUACAUGCAGUAGGGAACACAAGUUGCGAGUAUUCAAUGCAAAAUGGCUUAGUAGAAAAUUGGAAAAAACACUGAGAGAGAAUCCUAAUGUAAAGGGAGUUGAUAUUAGAGAUAAAAUUACUAAGAAAUGGAAUAUAGCAAUUUCUAAGAACAUGGCUUACAAGGCCAAAGCCUAUGCAUCAGACGAAGUGGCUGGGUCCUUCAGUAAGCAGUAUAGUAGAAUUUAUGAUUAUGUUCAUGAGUUAUUAGAAGGAAAUCCUGGCUCCACAAUCAAGGUGAAAGUUGAGUCAUAUGAUGGGAAAUCAAUCUUCAAGAGGUUUUACGCAUGCCUAAAGGCAUGCAAAGAUAACUUUUUCUCAUGCAGGCUAAUCAUUGGCCUUGAUGGAGCCUUUUCGAAAGGCAGACAUCGUGGUGAGCUAUUAACUGUUGUGGCUCGUGAUGCAAAAGACCAAAUGUUGCCACUGGCGUAUGCAAUCGUAGGAGUUGAGAACAAAGAGACUUGGACUUGGUUUAUGGAGCUAUUGAUUGAAGACCUUGGUGGACCUGAGGUGUGUUCUUCACUUACAAUCAUAUUGGAUCAACAGAAGGGUUUGUUACAAGCAGUACAAGAUGUUGUUUCUGGAGUUGCACAAAGAUUUUGUGUAAGGCACUUAUAUGCCAACUUCAAGAAGAAAUUCCCUGGAAAGAACCUGAAAAAGCUUAUGUGGAGGGCAGCUAAAGCAACAUACCCACAAAAAUGGGAGAACGAGAUGAGAUGUAUCAAAGAGGUUAACCAAGAUGUUUUUCGACACUUGUUAGUUAUUCCUCCAAGGUCAGGUUAA
This is a messenger RNA of Vigna angularis (adzuki bean), 1197 nucleotides long. RefSeq lists its product as uncharacterized. Lineage: Eukaryota; Viridiplantae; Streptophyta; Magnoliopsida; Fabales; Fabaceae. Bases 1 to 1197 code for a protein of 398 amino acids. The transcript has 3 exons. The record is from RefSeq and is a predicted model, not a curated record.